CAACAGCAAAUGCAGAAGGUAUGAUUCCCUCUAUUGCAGAUUCAGACUUAAAAUUUGUCUUGUUGCAACUGUAAGUAACACAGCACAUGUAGCUCCUUCCUCUAUCCUUCCUGUGCUUAAGUACAGUUACGUAUUUGUCCUUUAUUUGAGAGAUUGAUUUGCUUAAACUUCCUCUGGAUAUGGUGGCGCUAACCUCUACUUUUUAUUCCAGCAAUACUUUUUAUUCAACAAUUCUCCACUAUGCUCCGUGAGAUUAGUUUUACAUUUUUAAGUUGUCUGGUUGGCUGAGAGAAAUACUGGUUACCCAUCAUAACCCCAGUUCCAGCACCGGAAUUUACGCUGGACCACAUUGGGCAGGCGGACCAGAUCAGGCAGUGACGUUUUCGACUGCGCCUUCCAUCAACAGGAAACAGCUGGACUCAAACUCAACUAUGUUAAAAACUAAAAGGCAACACGUUCUGUAUGUACAGUAGUUCUGUGGUUGUGUUGAGGGGAGUAAAUAACUGAAUUUGGUCGCUAUGUUAUGAACUAAGGAUCAUGGUUCUUAAUCUGUAGUUGAACCAUUAAAAUGUUGCUUAUUAAUUCGUAUUGCCAGUUAAUAAUUCAUAACAGUUCCUCCCAACAGUCCCAAUAUACCCGCCUCCUUCUCAGCACGGGCAGUUCUAUCGUGGCACGAUGCAGUGACACAUACUCGGGUAGAUCAGAUCAGAUCAGCUGUGAUCGUGAGUGAGGCCAGAUGUCAAGACGUGACCAUGGAUGACGAACUUAAACAUCAUAUGUAUUUCGAGAGUCACUGUUUAUGUGACAUGGAGAAGAAAAUCGUCUAUUUUCACGUCCGUCGAAAAUCUGGUGGAGGGGAGAGCGGAGAGCUACAGACCGUGAAAGAGAAUAUCGACAGAUUGUCCUUCAAAUACCGAGAAGAUCAGCAUGUGGUGAAGUGUGGGGAAAAGGAGCUGUUGUUGACAGUCCGAGAGAGCCUUCAAGAACAAUCUGCACCUCUGACAGAACCGGUGAAUGAUUUUCCGUCCUCUCCAGAAGACGUUCAGCAAGUGGAGACUUUUCAUCCUCCAGCACAACCAACACAUGAAACUCCACUUAGAAUCGCUUUACUUGGGAAAACUGGAGCCGGGAAGAGCAGCCUCUGUAACACCAUAUUUGGGGAGGAAGUAUUCACCACAGACCAUACUCCGCUCUCUGAAACAAGAACGUGCCAGGCGGAGACUCGAUUUGUCCAAGACAAGUGCAUUACUUUGGUGGACACUCCGGGUUUCUUUGACACAGGAAUAUCUGAAGAAGAUCUGAAACCGGAGAUCAUGAGAUUAAUCACGGAGUGUUCUCCAGGACCACACGCCCUUUUCAUUGUGCUGAAAGUUGAAAAAUACACUGAGCAAGAGCAGGAAGUCAUUGCCAAAAUAUUGCACUACUUCACUGAAGAUGUGUUCAAGUACGCCGUGAUCAUAUUUACUCAUGGUGACCAGCUUCCAGAAGACACCAGCAUUGAGCAAUUUGUAAGUCACAGCAAACAGUUGUCUGAGCUGCUGAACAGGUGCAACAACCGUUACCAUGUAGUGGAUAAUAAAUACUGGAACAUCAAACAAAAACAUGAAUGCAGGACCAACCGCUUCCAAGUGGAGGAGAUACUCAACACGGUGGUCAGGAUGGUGCAGGACAACAAUGGAGCUCAUCACAGCAAUGCAAUGUUUGAGCGGGUGGAGAAAGAAAUCGAGAGUGAGGUGAAUCUUUUGAAACAGUCUGCAAAAGAUGUGCCACAGGAAGAGAUAAGAAAAAAAGCCAGGGCAAUUGUUUCCAAUAGAUUUCUGACCCAACUUACAGGGAUCACAACAGGGAUUUUGUUGGGAGCAUUUUUUGGUGUGGGGACAUUGACAUCAUCACCAGUUAUGGCUUUAAUGAAAUGUGUCGGAAAGGGAGCUGGAGUGAUGGGACUCGCCACACUGGCUGUAGGAGGUGCUGUCGGAGGUUCUUUCAUCGGGUACGAGGCCAGUCAAGAUGCUGUCUCACCAAAGGAGGCAGCAAAGGCCACUUUCUUUGCUUUUCUGAAAAAACUUGGUUUCCGAAAGGGACCAUAUUUACUCUGGUCCAACUUCCCCAUCACCAUUGCGAGCUAUGCUACCCUCCUCUGCCUCUCUGCCUCCAUCAUCUUCCCGCUGUAUUUCCUCAAAGAUUCAAGAUACCACGGAGAGAGGCGGGAUCACCACAUUGUGUCCACGGUCUUCUCCUGCUUAGCCGCUGUUGCGUACAUGGGUGAGGUCAGUCUGACCAAAGCAAGACCAGGAGAGGUGGCAGGCUACAUGGCUACAGCCCCAGGCCUGCUGAAGGUGUGUCAAACAUUUGUGGCCUGUGUGAUCUUCAUCCUGAUCAGUGAUCCAGUGUCCUAUAACCAGCACGCAGCACUGAAGUGGUGCAUGUCUGUGUACUGUAUCUGCUUCAUCCUCUCCAUGGCGGUGGUUGUGCUGUGUGUGGCGGAGUGGACCAGCUGCCUCCCGAUCCCCUUCUCUAAAUUCCUGUCAGGAUAUGCCCUCCUGGCUAUGAUCAUGUACCUGACAGCGACAAUUAUUUGGCCAAUCUUCCAGUUCGAUAAGAAUCACGGGAGGGGAAGUUCUUCAACGAGCCUCAUCACAGCUUCGGUGCUCACAGCUCUCAACUUCCUGCUCUACCUUGCUGACCUGACUUACACCACCAGACUUGUAUCAGCACGGGCAGUUCUAUCGUGGCACGAUGCAGUGACACAUACUCGGGUAGAUCAGAUCAGAUCAGCUGUGAUCGUGAGUGAGGCCAGAUGUCAAGACGUGACCAUGGAUGACGAAUUUAAACAUCAUAUAUACUUCGAGACUCACUCUUUACGUGACGUGGAGAGGAAGAAAAUCGUCAACUAUUUUCACGUCCGUCGAAAAUCUGGUGGAGGGGAGAGCGGAGACCUACAGACCGUGAAAGAGAAUAUCUACAGAUUGUCUUUCAAAUACAGAGAAGAUCAGCAAGCGGUGCUGCAGAAGUCUCAGCAUGUGGUGAAGUGUGGGGAAAAGGAGCUGUUGUUGACAGUCCGAGAGAGCCUUCAACAACAAUUCGCACCUCUGACAGAACCGGUCAAUAGCCAAAGUAGCAGUUCUACCUCAUCGCCAGCAGAGGGAGCUCAGCAACUCACUGAAAAUGGAUCGACCUCGAUUCUCCAUUUGGCUGAGGCCAAACGUCGCCUUCUUUGGGGCCACAUUGAAGAGUGCAUGAGGCAGAAGUGUUCAGAGCUGAAGGUUUCACACGGAGAUGUUGGCGAAAUAGUCCUGAAAGGCUCUAACAGGGAGAUUCAAAAAGCGACUGACUUCAUCAAGGCCAAAGAAAAGCUGGUGAUGGUACGAUCAGUUUCUGAGAUUGGUCCACGUCUCUUAACUUUCCUGAAGUCAUUAAAACCAGGGGUCCUGGAGGACAUUUUAAAAAUCGACGAUGAGGUUGAGGUGGACUUGGUGGGCACAGAGUUGAAACUCUUGUCACUCUCCUCCGACCAGCUUGCUGAAACAGAGGCGCUGCUGCUCAGAGGGUUUAAAGAAGUAAACACUGAUGUUCCUGAGAGCUCCACCAGUCCAUCAGCUCUUCGGGGGACACUUGAAAGCAAAGUGGAGCUGAUGAAUCAAAGGGGCACCAGAGUUCAGGCCCAUUUUUCUUCUAAUGGGAAAGCUUGUCUGUUGGGCUAUGCAAGAGAGGUGGAUGAGCUAGCUAGAGAUAUCGCUGAGUUGAAUUCUGACAAGUGUCCUGAAGGAAGUCAGGAUCUACAGCUGUUAUCUGAGUCACAAAGUUUCCAGGAAGAGGAUGGUUUGGAGCGUCCUUUUAGCCCAGGAGCUAGCUCGCUGGAACAAGUCUCAUCCGAUGAUCCUGGUGAUAAUCCAUGGAUAAAAGUUUUCGCAAAUUAUCAUCUUCAGGAAGAGCUAGUGGUUGUCUUAUGUCAUGGUGACAUCACUAAACUGCGUGCCGAUGCGCUGGUUAAUGCUGCCAAUGAAAGUUUGGACCAUAGAGGUGGAGGUGUUUCUGCUGCUCUCAGUGAAGCUGGUGGUCCUCAGGUGCAGGCGGAAAGCAACGCCUUGGUGGAGACGUUGGGAACAAUUCCAGUAGGUGGAGUGGUGAUGACGAAUGCAGGAAACUUAAGGUGCAAGAAACUGCUGCAUGCUGUGGGUCCUGUCGCUGGAUUAGUCGGAGGCAAGGAGAAGAUCUUACUGCAAGAAACCGUUCAUUUGGUUCUGAGUCAGGCUGAGCAGCUGGGGUUUCGCUCAGUAGCCAUGCCCUGUAUCAGCUCAGGUUCUGCUGGUGUUCCCGUCAGUGUUAGCGCCAAGGCAAUCAUCACCGCAAUCAAAAAAUUUAGUAGUCAGCGAGGUGGGAGUCUCAGGUCGGUUGUCUUGGUGGAUAACAGAGAGGAAGUAGUGAGGGCCAUGCAAAGAACCUGUGAUGGGAUUCUCCAGGGGACAGCAGGAAAUGGAGCAAGGUGGAUCAAAACCGAUUGCUUCUCGCUACAUAAAGGAGAAUCUGCCAGAGACCAUGUGACCCAUUUGCGUGUUGAAAUUGUCAGUGGAAACAUCGAGGACCAGCAGUCAGAUGCUGUAGUGUGUCCAAUGGAUGGCCACAAUCCCAACUCCACUCGCAUUGGGAACACGCUCGCAGACUUGGAAGGGUCUCAGCUAUCCAGACGGUUCAACGAAGAAGCAAAGGAGCAAACGUUCCCAGGAGACACAGUUUUGGUUGAAGGUUUUUCUGCCCUUCUAUCUAAGGCAGUGAUCUAUGUCCAUCUGGUACCGUGGGAUGGCGAUCAGCAUGGAACCGCAGUAGAAAUUCUGAAACUAGGAAUGAAGAAUAUUUUGGGUGUGUGUGAAAGCAGAGGAUUUAAGUCUGUUGCUCUUCCACCACUCGGAGUUGGUGCAGCGCUGCAGUUCCCUGAAGAAGUGACAUCCGAUGUACUAUUUGAGGAGCUGUAUGGUCGUGAAUGUCAUUCAACACCGUUGUUGGUCCGCUUUGUCAUUCACCCCAGUCAGCAGCAGUCCAGCCAGGAUUUUCCGUCCUCUCCAGAAGACGUUCAGCAAGUGGAGACUUUUCAUCCUCCAGCACAACCAACACAUGAAACUCCACUUAGAAUCGCUUUACUUGGGAAAACUGGAGCCGGGAAAAGCAGCCUCUGUAACACCAUAUUUGGGGAGGAAGUAUUCACCACAGACCAUACUCCGCUCUCUGAAACAAGAACGUGCCAGGCGGAGACUCGAUUUGUCCAAGACAAGUGCAUUACUUUGGUGGACACUCCGGGUUUCUUUGACACAGGAAUGUCUGAAGAAGAUCUGAAACCGGAGAUCAUGAGAUUAAUCACGGAGUGUUCUCCAGGACCACACGCCCUUUUCAUUGUGCUGAAAGUUGAAAAAUACACUGAGCAAGAGCAGGAAGUCAUUGCCAAAAUAUUGCACUACUUCACUGAAGAUGUGUUCAAGUACGCCGUGAUCAUAUUUACUCAUGGUGACCAGCUUCCAGAAGACACCAGCAUUGAGCAAUUUGUAAGUCACAGCAAACAGUUGUCUGAGCUGCUGAACAGAUGCAACAACCGUUACCAUGUAGUGGAUAAUAAAUACUGGAACAUCAAACAAAAACAUGAAUGCAGGACCAACCGCUUCCAAGUGGAGGAGAUACUCAACACAGUGGUCAGGAUGGUGCAGGACAACAAUGGAGCUCAUCACAGCAAUGCAAUGUUUGAGCGGGUGGAGAAAGAAAUCGAGAGUGAGGUGAAUCUUUUGAAACAGUCUGCAAAAGAUGUGCCACAGGAAGAGAUAAGAAAAAAAGCCAGGGCAAUUGUUUCCAAUAGAUUUCUGACCCAACUUACAGGGAUCACAACAGGGAUUUUGUUGGGAGCAUUUUUUGGUGUGGGGACAUUGGCAUCAUCACCAGUUAUGGCUUUAAUGAAAUGUGUCGGAAAGGGAGCUGGAGUGAUGGGACUCGCCACACUGGCUGUAGAAGGUGCUGUCAGAGGUUCUUCCAUGGGGUACGAGGCCAGUCAAGAUGCUGUCUCACCAAAGGAGGCAGCAAAGGCCACUUUCUUUGCUUUUCUGAAAAAACUUGGUUUCCGAAAGGGACCAUAAAUGGUUCUUGACAUUUUGUGACAGUUAAUUGCGACUUAGUGAAUAUAAGGUGCAUUCAUAUUGCCUGUUAUUUAAUGUCUGGGGUGAAAUACAAGAAUAAUUUUGGAUUUCAUGCUUUUCUCCCUUUGAUAAAUUGGUGCCUGAACACCCUUUGGAACCAACUUUUUAGUUUACUCUCUCUGGAGCUGCAACUGGUUCCACAAGUGGAGCAAGGAAAUAUACUUUAACUCAAGCUGAGGGCUGUGUCUUCCAAUUGUUUGGUGUUUGGUUGCUUUGGUUUCGCAACUAGUAUGUACCUAGAUGAAAUCCAACCCAAGUCAUACCUGGGUAUCUUCACAAUUGUACGUUCCCCCUGUGCUCAUGUCUGAUUCUCAGGUCAAAUUGCCAGUGAUCAAUCAAUUAUUCUAAAUGAUCUGUUGGUGUGAGUAGUUUCCAUCUACACUGUGAACAACCCUUUACUGUGAGGUGUUCAUCUGACCCUUGCAUGCUGGGGAACAGCACAUGAAAUCAAUGCAAUAAAAAGUUCACAAAGACGUCUGGUUGUAUUUCAUCAGGUCAAGUGCUCAUCCCGCAGAGCAUGACAGACUGAGAUGAAUAACAUAUGCAAGAGGGCUUGGUUCUCACAAUGUGUUUUUGGUUUGGAUGCGUAAGCGUCUUCUCUACAGACGAUAUGGUUCUGGUGAUUGGGAUGGCGAUGUUUUUUAUUUUUUUCAUUAGGGUUG
Messenger RNA from Synchiropus splendidus (mandarinfish), 6835 nucleotides. RefSeq lists its product as uncharacterized. Lineage: Eukaryota; Metazoa; Chordata; Actinopteri; Syngnathiformes; Callionymidae. Gene Ontology annotation, molecular function: GTP binding. The record is from RefSeq and is a predicted model, not a curated record. Bases 753 to 6113 code for a protein of 1786 amino acids. The transcript is spliced from 12 exons. Gene Ontology annotation, cellular component: membrane.